UGGUCUGGUGGUCCUGGUGCACUACGCCAUCACCCUGGAGGUGGACAGCGGCAGCGGCAUCGCCAACGACACGCUGGACUUCAUCUCCCUGCAGAACAACCUGGUGGAGAAGAACUACCCCGGAGCCGCCGAGCAGCCCACCGUUGUCUACACCAUCACUGACUUCCGCAACUACAUCACCGAGGCGCUGCACAAGGACAACUUCCUGUCCAACGGCAGCCUGGAGACGCAGCCCGACCUGCUGCAGCUGGAGAACGCGGAGAACUUGUUGCCGGAGGUGAAACCCACGAGUCGCCCAGCCGACGCCUUCGACAACAUGGAUAACGUCCUCGCUGCAGAGAAACCUCCCGACGCUCCGCUCCACGAGGCAGACAGCGGCGGCGUCUUCCUCAACAAAGAGGACUUCCUGUUCGACCCCUUUGACCAGUGGAAAGGUCCGCAGGGCGCCGAGCUGAGCGAGAAUGACGUCUUCAUGUUCGAUGAGAGCACGAGUCCUCCGACCCUCGAGAUCCCAGAGAAAACCGGCGACCUGCGGAGAGAGAAUGCUGGAAACUUUGAAGAUGAAGGAUUCCUGCUCAGCAACGAUCCCGUCGCCGCAGACCACACCCUCCGAGGAGACCACGGCGUUGUUCCUGGAGGCUCCACUGCAGCUGCACCGCCUCAGCCACUGAAACCUCAGACUGGCUCUGAAGCGACGCCUGACGAAGGAUCUGGCUCUGGGUUCUCUGGAGACGGGCAGGGAGCCGACCUCUGGUCCUGGCAGCCAGCGCCAACCUCUGGCUUCUACCAGGAGACUGAUGGCAGCCUGGAGGGGCUACCGCCCCCUGAUCUGGAGGAGACGGAGGACGAAGACGAGGACGUCGGUGUUGAGUCUCCAGCUACGGAGAAAGCAGAUGUAGUUGCGAUGGAAGUUGAGUUCACCGAUGCUCCCCCCAUGCAGACCACAGCAUCUGCUUUUGAGGAACCAGUGCUGGAUGGAGAUGUUGAGGAACCUUUCCUGGACCAGGUUUUGGUUACACCGCACAUCAGCACAGACCCUCGGUACUCAACCAGCACCAUAGCACCUGUGUUUUCACCCAAAGGAACCUUGACCGUUGAGCUUUCAGUAAAAACGGAGGAGGCAUCCACUAUCUAUGACUACUACUCCUCGACUGGACCACAGAUCACAGAUUCUCCUGAGCUGGAAGCUUUAACUCAUGAGGCCCCUGUUUUUGUCGGGCCAACUGAUUCAGCAUUUCGGCUUCCAGACACCGAAGAUGUAGAAACGACUACUGAAACAACAACAGAGCUUCCAGUGAUUACAGUUAAAUCAGAAGAAAUAGGAGAAGGAGGAGGUAAUAAGGAGGAGGUUGAAAUUACACCUGAAGUACCUGAUCUGGACACUUCCUCAACCGAAGAGUCCCCUUUCUUUGUUGAAGUCCAGGCAGUCACAAUCAAAGAAACCACUUUUGAUAUAGUCACAGAACCGCCUCCAGAACUCGAGAUACUCACGGAAAAACCAAAACUGCUGCCGCCAGAAACUGAAGACAAUGACGAGGUUGAGAUUUUGGAGGAGCAACACCUCGGCGGCGUUGAUUCUACGAGAACAACGGAGUCAGCAGUUGGCAUCCAAGAGGAGGAUCUGGUUGUGGAUGAAGUCAUGGUUGUCACCACAACGACUGCCACUCCAGUCCUCACUUCCUCUGUAAGUUUGGACCACAUUGCCCUGUCGCCUGAGAAGGACUCGCCGUUCACUCGAGUGUCAGAUUCGGCGCCGGAGGAUGAGGAUCACCAUGAGCACCCAAACCACGAAGACGUUGAAGCAGUUCCAAUGAACAAUCAAGAUUUGACGCCAUCAGUGGUUGUAAACAAAACAGAGCACACUCCAACAGAAGUCAUAGAAGCAUCGCCAGGCGACUCAGAAAGUAGCGAUUCCCUCCAAACGACAACCUCCGAGGUCCAACCCUUAGAGCACGAUUUCUCUGACGUACCAAGCAUCGACGUCAGCUUCGAUGUGUUCCAGUACGGCAGCAUGGCGACCGAGGCGGACAGCAGCGGCUUCUCCAGUGGGGCGCAGGGCUCAGAACUGGACACCCUCGCAUUCCCGACUCGUCCUGGCAGGGCGCUGACGGUGUUCUUCAGCCUCAGGGUGACCAACAUGGCGUUCUCCAUGGACCUCUUCAACAAGAGCUCGCCCGAGUACAAGGCCCUGGAGCAGCGGUUCCUGCAGCUGCUGGUUCCGUACCUUCAGUCCAACCUGAACAACUUCCAGAACCUGGAGAUCCUCAACUUCAGGAACGGCAGCAUCGUGGUGAACAGCAGGAUGAAGUUCGGGAAGCCGGUUCCCAGCGGGGUCACCAACGUGGUCUACCUCAUCCUGGAGGACUUCGCCAACACCGCCUACCACACGAUGAACCUGGCCAUCGACAAGUACUCGCUGGAUGUCGAAUCAGGUGACCAGGCGGAUCCGUGUAAGUUCCAGGCGUGUAACGAGUUCUCCAGGUGUAUGGUGAACAGGUGGUCAGGCGAGGCCGAGUGUGUGUGCGACGCCGGGUACCUGAGCGUGGACGGCCUGCCGUGUCAGAGCAUCUGUGAGGUGCAGUUCGACUUCUGCCUCAACGACGGCAAAUGUGACGUCAUCCCGGGCAAGGGCGCCAUCUGCAGGUGUCGAGUUGGAGAGAACUGGUGGUAUCGUGGUGAGCACUGUGAGGAGUACGUCUCCGAGCCACUGGUGGUCGGCAUCGCCAUCGCCUCGGUGGCCGGCUUCCUCAUGGUGGCGGCCGGGAUCAUCUUCUUCCUGGCAAGGACGCUGCGGGAGCAGUACGAUGGGGAGGACACAGAGGACCCUCUACGACGUGGCGACAGUGUGCCGACGCUGGAGCGAGCCACCAAAUUCAACCCCAUGUUUGAGAGCGACCCGGUGACCGCCCAGUACUAUCGCCGCUACGAUGACAACUUGCCCCAGUACAGCAGCUCCGUCGGCACCGAUGGAUCCAAAGACCUCAGCAGCGAGGAGAUACGACACAUCUACCAGAACACCACGCUCUCUAAAGAGGAGAUCCAGGAGCGGCUGAGGAUAAUCGAGCUUUGUGCCAGAGAUCAACACUUCGCAGACUUCGUGCGACAGACACAAGU
This is a messenger RNA of Plectropomus leopardus (leopard coralgrouper), 3114 nucleotides long. NCBI's taxonomy places the organism in Eukaryota, Metazoa, Chordata, Actinopteri, Perciformes, Serranidae. The record is from RefSeq and is a predicted model, not a curated record.